This is a messenger RNA of Humulus lupulus (European hop), 1038 nucleotides long. RefSeq names its product protein FAR1-RELATED SEQUENCE 5-like. Gene Ontology annotation, biological process: regulation of DNA-templated transcription. Lineage: Eukaryota; Viridiplantae; Streptophyta; Magnoliopsida; Rosales; Cannabaceae. The coding region runs from base 1 to 1038 and encodes 345 amino acids. The record is from RefSeq and is a predicted model, not a curated record. The transcript has 5 exons.
AUGCUUAUCAAAUAUGAUCUUGAGGAAAAUGAUUGGUUGAAACAGAUGUAUGACUUACGAGAGAAAUGGGCUUUGGUUUAUGGUAGAGAGACAUUUUGUGCUGAUAUGCCGACUACCCAAAGAAGUGAGAGUAUGAACAAUGCAAUAAAAGGUUUUGUCAAUUAUAAAAAUAAUCUUUUACGCUUUUUUGAAAAUUUUGAAAGAUUGCUUGAUUAUCGUCGCUAUGAGGAGUUACAAGCUGAUUUCAAAGCGACCCAAAGAAAAGUAAAAUUGUCAUUUGAGAUUGAAAUUUUGAAGCAUGCAUCAAGUUUUUAUACACCAGCAGUGUUAAACAUGUUUCAAACUCAGGUUUGUGAGAGUUAUGAUUGUGCUAUUACUUUAUACGAUGAGAAUGAGACAUUGUUUAAGUACAAAAUUUUCCCGAAAAGGCAUCUUCAUCAUAUUGUUGAAUAUGAUUCAGCUGACGACACAGUGACAUGCUCUUGCAAGAAAUUUCAAUUCACAGAUCCUAAAAUUGAUAUGGUGAAUCGUUAUCACGAGUUGUGUAGAUUAUUUCAAACUUGUGUUGUAACAAAGGCAUCAAAGAGUGAGAAAGCAUACAAUUAUGCUAAGAGUGGUCUUAGAAAGAUUGUGGAAGAAAUUGAUGAUCCAUCAGAUGACCCAAUCAUACAUAGCUAUGACGAGAAUCAAUAUUCCAACAAAGAGAGGAAUAAUAUUAAAGGAAUCAAGACAAAAAGAAAGGUUUGUGGUAAAUCUAGCAGGUCAAAAGCAGCUCUUGAAAAAGCUAGAAAGAAGAAAAAAGUUGAGCGCAAUAAGAACGAAGGAUCAAGUGGAAGUGGAAAGAAAUUUAAUCAAAAUAGCUUUGAUGGUCCACAUCAACAUGAUCCAUUCAUUUUUGGUGCAUCACAAGCUUCAUCUCAUUUUGGUAGAGAUAGACAACUUCAUUUUGAAGUCUCUCUUGCUCAACAACCAUUGCAAAAUUUAGAGUUAUGUAUAUCUCCACUUAAUCUUAACCAAGCAGUGGCACUUGCCAAGUAG